Messenger RNA from Poecile atricapillus (Black-capped chickadee), 240 nucleotides. RefSeq names its product keratin-associated protein 4-12-like. The record is from RefSeq and is a predicted model, not a curated record. The transcript has a single exon. NCBI's taxonomy places the organism in Eukaryota, Metazoa, Chordata, Aves, Passeriformes, Paridae. Bases 1 to 240 code for a protein of 79 amino acids.
AUGCCCAACGGAUGCUGCGGCGGUGGCAAUAAUUACUCCGUGUGCUGCUACAGCAGCCCCAAGACCUGCAAGAGGCCCAUGUGCUGCACCCCCAUGCAGUGCUGCAGCCCCUGCUGCACCCCCUGCUGCAUGCCCAUGCAGUCCUGCUGCAUGCCCAUGUCCUGCUGCUACACCAUCAGCAGCAACAACAGCGGCUGCUGCGGUGGAAGCAGCAGCGGCGGCUGCUGCGGCAGCAGCUGA